GGGGCCCUGUGGUCCCCGCGGCUCCGGCCCGGCGCCGCCGGCCUCGCAGGUGCAGCCCAGAGCAGCGCGCGGAUCUGUGGAUCCAGAAUAGCACCUGAAGUAGCUCAGAGGUCAUUUAGAAGGCUCUUGGCCCAGUGGUCUUGGAAGAAAUUGGAUCUGAAGAUGGCAUCUAGGGUGCUGUGGGGCAGCCUCAGCCUGCUCCGUCUGCUGUGGUGUCUCCUUCCACAGACAGGAUAUGUGCACCCAGAUGAGUUCUUCCAGUCACCUGAGGUCAUGGCAGAGGACAUCCUGGGCAUAGAGGCUGCCCGGCCUUGGGAGUUUCAGCCCAGCAGCUCCUGCCGCACUGUGGUCUUCCCACUGCUGACCUCUGGCUCUGCUUUCUGGCUGCUCAAGCUCUGGGAAGCGUUGGGGCCCUGGCCCAUCCCAGUGAGUGGCUACGUGCUGCUGGUGGCGCCCCGGCUCCUCCUCACUGCCCUCUCCUUUGCUCUGGAUGUGGCCGUUUACCACCUGGCCCCGCUGUGGAGGGCAGAGCGCUGGAAUGCCCUGGUCCUGCUGUCUGGUUCCUACGUCACCCUGGUCUUCUAUACAAGGACCUUCUCCAAUGCCAUCGAGGGACUGUUCUUUGCAUGGCUGCUGGUACUGGUAUCCCCCCGUGUAGCUCAGAGCCCCACAACCAAAAGGCCUGCUCCGUGGUGGCACAGCUGGCUUCUUGGCAGCAUCGUGGCGGCUGGCUUCUUCAACCGGCCCACCUUUCUGGCCUUUGCUCUGAUCCCCAUCUUUCUCUGGGGCAUUUGUGGAGCCACGGACCCUGCCUUCAAGUCACUGACCAAGGAAGCCCUGGGGCUCCUCCCAGGAUUGACCCUCACUGCAUCAGUGUUUGUGGCUGCGGACAGCUGGUAUUUCUUCACGCCGUCUAGAUCCAGGGCCCUUGUCCUGACACCUGCCAACUUCCUGCACUACAACCUGGAUCCUCAAAACCUGGCGAGACAUGGCACACAUUUGCGGCUCACUCACCUGGCAGUCAAUGGCUUCCUGCUUUUUGGGAUACUGCAUGCCCAAGCCCUGCAGGCUGGGUGGCAACAGCUGCAAGCCUGCCUCCAGGCCUUCGGACAGAUGGGCUCUCGGAGGCUGCCGGACACCCAGAGUCUGCUGUCCAGCCCCAGGUCUCACCUCCUGCUCCUCUACUUCCUGCCCCUGGCCCUGCUGAGUGCUUUCAGCCACCAGGAGGCUCGGUUCCUGGUCCCCCUUCUGGUCCCCUUGGUCCUGCUUUGUAGUCCACAGACCCAACCUGUGCCCUACAAGGGUACCCUGGUCCUCUUCAAUGCCCUGGGUGCCCUCUUCUUUGGCUGCCUGCACCAGGGGGGUCUAGUACCUGGCCUGGAGCACCUGGAGCGGGUGGUGCAUACACCUGUGUUCCCAAGCAUACCUACCCACUACACACUCCUCUUCACCCACACCUACAUGCCUCCCCGGCACCUCCUACACAUCUCAGGUCUGGGAUCGCCUGUGGAGGUGGUGGACCUGGGGGGCACUGAGGACUGGGUACUGUGCCAAGCCCUGAACAACUUCACCAGACAACCAGCCUGCCAGGUGGCUGGUGGGCAGUGGCUCUGCCGCCUUUUUGUGGUGACCCCUGGCACCACCAGGUCUGCCAUGGAGAAGUGUAGUUUUCCCCUCAAGAGUGAGACACUCGUGUUUCCCCACUUGACCCUUGAGGACCCACCAGCCCUGUCCUCCCUGCUGAGUGGGGCUUGGAGGGACCAUCUCAGCCUUCACAUCCUGGAGCUGGGCGAGAAGCCUGACAACAUGACAGAAAAUCCACUGCCAUAGGUGAAGGCACCGCUCCGCCUUCUGUGUAGGUAGCUGGGCUGGGACAGAGCCCAGGGUCUCUUCCAUCCCUUUCCCAUCCCUUCCAGAACUCCCACCACUGCCUGUCCUACACACAGCCCUUGGCUGUUUUACCUUCUGGGUAAUCUGACAUUCUUUUCCCCUCAAAGACCAAAGAUCUGACCGGUCAAGGUCCCUAAAGAACCUGGUAUAACCAAUGGCCCCUAACUUCUGUUCCUGCCUAUUCCUUCCAGCCACUGUACUGUUUUAAAUAUAUGGUAGCAUCUGGUUGUGAAGAGAGAACCAUGUGCUAAUGACAUUCCUCAAUGACCUGCAAACCUUCCAGGAUGCCUUACCUCUUGCUGUCAUGACAACCUUUUGGCUUCCAAGACACCUAGAAGAAGGCAGUGGGAACAUAGAGAGAGUAGGAAGCUCAGAUUCAAGGGACCCAAGUUCUAAUCCCUGGUCUGAUACUCACUGGCUCUGUGAUCUUAAGAAAGUCUCUUCCCGUACCCAGCCUCAGUUUCCCAACCUGUACAAUGGGUCAGAGGAUCUCCGAGGUGUCUGCAGCACAUGUCCCCUGGCUAGAUAGGCACGUCUCUCCUAAAGAUCUUUAAGCACAGAAGUGGGUGUGGUGGUGUAAUUAAUUGCACUUUUAUGCCUGCUGCCUUAGUGUUUGGUUAUUACUAAAAAAAAAAAAAGGAUCUGAACUAGUUCUUUGCACUGCCUUCUACUCCUCUCCAUCAAAUAUAGUGGGACAUUUCAGCCUGUCAUCCUUUAAGGAUCAUUCUCCUGGAUAAAGGAUCAUUCUUCCUUUAAGAAUCAAUUUUCCUCCUGAGCCUGCUACACUCGGAGUGGAGGACACACAACAGUCAGCUUCUAGCAGCACCUUCUAGCAGGCUUCCCAGAAACUUUUCUUCUCAAAUGUGAUCUGGUCCCUUUCCAAGCUCCAAGGCUUUGACUGAAACCCCUCUUCACAGGAUGGAGAGCGAACCCGAUGCCACACCAACACCUGCUGCUUUGAUGGAAGCUACCACACCCCUGAGCAUGCUGCUCCCAACAUAGGUCCCCUCUACCCAGUCCACUGGGGACAUGAGGAGCUGUGGUACUACACCUGUCCUUCUCCCGCCUCACACCUCUGCCAUCUUACGAGAACAAGAGGCAACAGAGCCACAGAGACCAGUGAGCUGGAGG
Molecule: messenger RNA, 3021 nt
Organism: Artibeus jamaicensis (Jamaican fruit-eating bat)
Lineage: Eukaryota; Metazoa; Chordata; Mammalia; Chiroptera; Phyllostomidae
Gene: PIGZ
Product: phosphatidylinositol glycan anchor biosynthesis class Z
Exons: 3
Coding region: 163-1830 (555 amino acids)
Biological process (GO): GPI anchor biosynthetic process
Cellular component (GO): endoplasmic reticulum membrane
Molecular function (GO): alpha-1,2-mannosyltransferase activity
Source: RefSeq, a predicted model, not a curated record